Molecule: messenger RNA, 801 nt
Organism: Camellia sinensis
Lineage: Eukaryota; Viridiplantae; Streptophyta; Magnoliopsida; Ericales; Theaceae
Source: RefSeq, a predicted model, not a curated record
AUGGUCGCAGAUGCACUAAGCCGGAAAGGCACGGGAAAUUUGGCAAAUCUGUUUACGGAACAAAGAGAGUUAUGGGUUGAAUUAAAUAAAAUGGAUGUAGACCUUGUGGUGCAUGGACGGGAGGCCAUAGUAGCAGCAGCGAUGGCCCAACUGACAUUACUUGAAGAGAUCAAACUACGUCAAAGGGAAGAUGAAAUUUUGAGGAAGAUAUAUGAUGAGUUAGAGACAAAACCGAAACCGGGAUUCAACUUGGAGAAUUCAGUGCUUAAAUUUCAAGGCAGAUUAUGUGUUCCUAAUGUAUCAAAAGUCAAACGGAAAUUGAUAGAAGAAGCUCAUGCCUCGAGAUUUUCAUUACAUCUUGGAAGUACUAAAAUGUAUUGGGAUUUGAAACAGAAUUUCUGGUGGCCAGGGUUACCACGGACUCUUCGGUGUAUGAAUUAUCUAUGGGUCAUUGUGGACCGAUUAACUAAGUCCACUCACUUUCUACCUGUGAAGACUCAGUAUAAUGCAGAUAAACUCGCUGCAAUCUAUGUGAAUGAAAUUAUAAGACUCCACUGUGUUCUAGUCUCAAUAGUAUCAGAUAGAGAUCCAAAGUUUGGAAGUUGGGAAACUCAUUUACCGUUGGUGGAGUUCGCGUACAAUAAUAGUUACCAUUCGAGUAUUGGAAUGGCACCUUAUGAGGCCCUAUAUGGAAGGCCGUGUCGCUCCCCGGUGUGUUGGGCUGAAGUUGGAGAUAAAUCGCUAUUAGGGCCUGAAAUUGUCCAACUGACAAUUAAAAAGAUUAAAACUAUUCGGGAAUGA